Molecule: messenger RNA, 2383 nt
Organism: Vombatus ursinus (common wombat)
Lineage: Eukaryota; Metazoa; Chordata; Mammalia; Diprotodontia; Vombatidae
Gene: PDE6A
Product: phosphodiesterase 6A
Exons: 16
Coding region: 1-2031 (676 amino acids)
Biological process (GO): signal transduction
Molecular function (GO): 3',5'-cyclic-nucleotide phosphodiesterase activity; protein binding
Source: RefSeq, a predicted model, not a curated record
AUGGGGGAAGUGACAGCCGAGGAGGUGGAGAAGUUCCUGGAUGCUAAUGUUGGCUUUGCUAAAAACUACUAUAACCUCCGGUUCAGGGCCAGAGUCAUCUCCGAGCUAUUGGGUGCCAAGGAAGCAGCUGUUGAUUUCAGCCACUUCCACUCCUUGACCAGUGUGGAAGAGAGUGAGAUUGUCUUUGACCUCCUCCGAGAUUUCCAGGACAACCUGCAACUGGAGAAAUCUAUGCUCAACGUCAUGAAGAGGUUAUGCUUCCUCCUUCAGGCAGACCGAAUGAGUCUGUUCAUGUACCGGGCGCGGAAUGGAAUCGCGGAGCUUGCCACGAGGCUCUUCGACGUCCAUAAAGAUGCAGUCUUGGAGGAGUGCUUGGUGAUGCCUGACUCAGAGAUCGUCUUCCCUCUGGAUAUGGGUGUAGUGGGCUAUGUUGCACAUUCAAAAAAACUUGUGAACGUCUCCAAUGCAGAAGAGGAUGAGCAUUUCUGUGACUUUGUCGAUCAUCUCACAGAAUACAAGACCAAAAACAUCUUGGCUACCCCCAUAAUGAAUGGAAAAGAUGUUGUAGCUGUAAUCAUGGCUGUGAAUAAAGUGGAUGGACCAUGUUUUACCAAGAGGGAUGAAGAGAUUCUAAUGAAGUACCUUAAUUUUGCAAAUCUGGUCAUGAAGGUUUUCCAUUUGAGCUACCUUCACAACUGUGAAACCCGCAGGGGCCAGAUACUCCUGUGGUCUGGGAGCAAAGUGUUUGAAGAGCUUACAGACAUUGAGAGACAGUUCCACAAAGCCCUUUACACAGUCCGUGCCUUUCUCAACUGCGACAGAUACUCUGUGGGGCUCCUGGACAUGACCAAGCAAAAGAAAACUAGAGAAGUGUAUGGGAGGGAGCCCUGUGACUGUGAAGAAGAGGAGUUAGCUGAAAUUCUACAAGAUGAGCUCCCAGAUGCAGAGAAAUAUGAAAUUAAUAAAUUCCACUUCAGUGACCUGCCCCUGACAGAGCUGGAGCUGGUGAAAUGUGGAAUCCAGAUGUAUUAUGAACUGAAAGUGGUGGAUAAGUUUCACAUACCCCAGGAGGCUCUAGUACGGUUCAUGUACUCUCUCAGCAAAGGGUACCGAAGAAUUACCUACCAUAACUGGCGCCAUGGAUUCAACGUGGGACAGACCAUGUUCUCAUUGCUUGUGACUGGGAAGCUGAAACGAUAUUUCACAGACCUGGAGGCCUUGGCCAUGGUGACUGCUGCUUUCUGCCAUGACAUUGAUCACAGAGGCACCAAUAAUCUUUACCAGAUGAAAUCUCAGAAUCCACUGGCCAAACUCCAUGGAUCUUCCAUCUUGGAAAGACAUCAUUUGGAAUUUGGCAAAACACUGCUGAGGGAUGAGAAUCUAAACAUCUUCCAGAACCUUAAUCGAAGGCAGCAUGAGCAUGCCAUCCACAUGAUGGAUAUCGCAAUCAUUGCUACUGACCUGGCCCUUUAUUUCAAAAAAAGGACAAUGUUUCAGAAGAUCGUGGAUCAGUCUAAAACUUUUGAGAAUGAACAUGAAUGGACCCAGUACAUGAUGCUGGAACAGACUCGGAAGGAAAUUGUCAUGGCAAUGAUGAUGACUGCCUGUGACCUGUCUGCUAUAACCAAGCCCUGGGAAGUUCAGAGCAAGGUGGCUCUUUUGGUGGCUGCUGAAUUCUGGGAACAAGGGGAUUUGGAGAGAACUGUACUCCAGCAGAACCCUAUUCCCAUGAUGGACAGGAACAAAGCAGAUGAGCUCCCCAAGUUGCAAGUUGGUUUCAUCGAUUUUGUCUGCACUUUUGUGUACAAGGAGUUUUCCCGGUUUCACGAGCAGAUCACCCCCAUGCUCGAUGGCAUCACCAAUAACAGGAAGGAGUGGAAGGCAUUGGCUGAUGAAUAUGAAGCCAAGAUGAAAGCCCUGGAAGAGGAAAAGCAGAAAAAAGCACAGGCCAAGCAAGCAGCUGCUGGACAGCAGGGAAGGCCUGUGGCUGGAGAAGGAGGUUCACAGUCCAAGUCCUGUUCUAUUCAGUAGUGCAAAUCUUUGCAUUACUGCUGGUCAAGCCCUCCAGGUGGAUGGUUCUGGAAGAGGAAGCCAAACACUGAAGGGGAAAAAUGUCAAGUCAGCAAGAGGAAAUACAACUUCUUGAGAAGAAAAUAAAUUCUAGAGUCAUCAGAUGUCAGUCUUAGAAGGGACCUCAUAUAGACUCGAUCUAUUCAUAGAUAGGGAAACUGAGGGAAGUGACUUGCCCAAGGUCACACAAGUAGUUACGGCAGGAUCCUCUAAUUGAAUGCAAUGUGUAGAGAACACAAUAGAUAGGUAGGUAGAUGGAUAGAUGGAUGAUGGAUACAGAUAUGGAUAGAUAGAUACAUGAUAGAUGGAUAGA